AUGGUCAACGACAAUAAGCCACUUGAUGACAAGGUCAUCAUAUCACGUCGUACGUUGAACACAUUCGGCGGUGUUUUCUGCUCAGUUACUUUAUCCCAGUUCAGUAGUGUUAUAUUUCUACGCUUAGGGUUUGUUGUUGCUCAUGCUGGUCUACUGGAGAGUAUAUUACAACUGUGUCUUUCGUAUCUAAUCUUGUUGCUGACGGUAUUUUCUAUAUGCGCAAUUAGUACAAAUGGAGCAGUUGAAGGAGGAGGUGUAUAUUUCAUGAUCAGUAGAACUCUUGGUCCAGAAUUCGGUGGGGCUAUUGGAUCCAUAUUUUUCUUGGCACAAGUUUGCAGUGCAGCAUUGUAUAUAUCUGGAUUAGUGGAGGCUGUAUUAAUUAAUUUCGGUCCUGGAGGAAUUUUAUUCGAUGGUGUCCUGCCUGGUGAAAAUCACUGGUGGAGUUACCUAUAUGCUAUAGUUGUACUUGUACUGUGUAUGUCUAUACUGCUGAUUGGGAGUCAAAUGUUCGCUCGAGCCUUAUCCUUCAUUCUUGCAGUUGUAGUUAUAGUUAUCAUAUGCGUAUUCGCCAGUUUCUUUCUUCAACCAAAAUUGAUACCAUUGCCAAGAUCUAAUACACUUAUUUAUAAUUCAACAGUACCAAACAAUGUUACAGCUUAUGCUAAAUUCACUAGUUUAAAUGGUGAUACACUGAAAGAAAAUAUUUUACCUAUGUAUUCUACUGAUUAUACUACUGGCUCAGUGACAUCAUUUGUGAUCGUUUUCUCUGUGCUAUUCUCUGGUGUAACAGGAAUAAUGAAUGGUGCAAAUGUCUCCGGUGAGUUGAAGAAUCCUUCUCGAUCAAUUCCUUUGGGUACACUGUCGGCGCUUUUGUGUACAGCAUUAAUUUAUCUUAUUAUGAUCAUUUUCUUAGCCGCUUCAAACAGUAGAUAUCUGUUGCUGAACAACAAUAUGUUUAUGCAGUCGAUUAGCUUUUGGCAACCGAUUGUUGUCAUUGGUGUCUUUGCAACUACACUAUCAGCUGCUCUGGGUAAUUUGAUAGGAGCCUCACGAAUUAUUGAAGCGUUGGCUCGUGAUGAAUUAUUCGGUCCCGUACUUCGUCCAGCGAAAUGGACUACAAAACGAGGAAAUCCCAUAGUUGCUGUCCUUACUGCUUGUUUUCUUUGUUUACUAAUCUUGCUUAUUGGUAGAUUGAACGCUAUUGCACCACUUGUCUCUGUCCUAUUUCUACUGGCGUAUGCUGCUGUCAAUUUAGCUUGUGCUGGUCUAGAUGCUGCUUCUGCGCCUAAUUUCAGACCCACGUUUCGCUAUUUUAAUUGGAUUACUUCAAUCAUUGGAAUGAUUGGCUGUGUAAUUAUGUGUCUGUUAAUUCAGCCCGUAUACACUGUCAUUGCAAUUAUUGUUUUGGGCCUGUUGGUGUUUUCUCUGUAUCAACGGCACUUAGAAUCUUCAUGGGGUAAUAUUGGACAAGCGUUGUUGUUUCAUCAGAUCCGUAAGUAUUUAUUAUUGUUGGAUUCACGUAAGGACCAUGUAAAAUAUUGGAGGCUUCAACUACUAUUAUUGGUGGCAAAUCCACGUUCAUCAGCUUCUCUUGUCCAAUUUAUGAAUGGUUUAAAAAAAGGCGGUCUAUAUGUGGUUGGUCAUGCAAUAUAUGGAAAUCCAGAUGAGUUUGCAGACCAAACAGAUCCAUGUUUAAAUCAGCGAUGGUAUUGGACACAAUAUGUGAAGUAUUUGAAAACUAAAGCAUUCGUCGAGAUAACCAUUGAUAGAAAUAUACGCAGAGCUAUAUCUCAUCUGAUUCGAAUAUCCGGUCUGGGUGCAAUGCGUCCAAAUACAGUGUGCUUAGGAUUUUAUGAUGAUAAACCGUCAAUCGAUGUUUUGGCGCAAAUUUGGAAAGAACGCAAAACAAAAGCGUACAAUUCCUGGCCAAAUCAUAUUCACUCGUCUGAUUCUACUGACUUGAUUGUUGAAAGUAGUAAUUCUCAAACCAAUCAUGGCUCUUUAAUUAGCAGCAAUGAACUAUUGGCUAAUUUUGGUUCACUUCAACACCACGAUUCAACUGCUUCAUUUGUCAGUCAAAAUGUUACAGAAGGUCAACCACCAUCAGCAGAUGAUCGUAUGCAUCGUCUUACAUCACAAGAAUAUGUCAGCAUUAUUCGAGAGAUUCUUAACAUGGAGACUAAUGUUGUACUUGCUAGAAACUUUGACAAAGUGAUUUUCGACGGAGGUAUGUCUGGUUGGGAUGUAGCACGCCGUUAUUUCCAUAAUUUAUGCCAUCCAAAUAAUCGGUCAUAUCGAUUCGAUUCUGGUUACAAUGGAGAUAAUAAUGGGGAUACAAUGAUGACUGUUUCCAGUUCUAUGCCACAAAUUAAUCCGCAUAAAAUAAAUAGUUCAAAGACUAUAUAUUUUGAUAUAUGGCCAGUGAAUCUGUUAGAGUACAACUUGGAACAAACCACCAAUUCAAUGCUAACAGAAGAAAUGGUGUAUGAACAAACACUUGAUCGUACUGGUCUUUUCCUUCUACAACUUGCUUGUCUAGUAGCCAGAUCACCAUACUGGCGUAAACGUCGUCAUCCACCGAAAUUACGUGCAUUCUUUCCAUAUUUCUCUUCAAUGGGUCGAGUUAACGCUAUUAAUGGAGAUGUGAUUACAUCGUCGGAUAGAGCUCAUUCUCGAUUGUCUACUUUGCUGAAAAAUUUACGAAUUCCUGCGGAAAUACAUUUAGUCGACAUGGAUAGUACAUUGGUGGGACGAACUUCGUCAAACAACAACAACAGUAAUAAUAAUAAUAAUAGUAAUCAUAAUAAUAAUAAUGGUAAUAGAAGAAUUAUCUAUCUGAACCAGUUGAUUUUAUCCUAUUGUCAUCCAGAUACUACUGCAGUAUUUCUCUAUCUACCAAAACCCAGUUCAGAUCUAUCCUUGGCUGAUGUCUAUUUAAGUCAAUUGAAUAUUUUAACUGAUGCCCUGCCACCGACUCUGUUAGCACACGGUUUGCAUGAGGUAACAUCAAGUGAAUUGUAA
Messenger RNA from Trichobilharzia szidati, 3021 nucleotides. Lineage: Eukaryota; Metazoa; Platyhelminthes; Trematoda; Strigeidida; Schistosomatidae. The record is from the annotation of a GenBank genome assembly.